UAUAUUAUAUGUGUGAAAUCUGACGCAUAUGUGAUCUUUCGCUAUAUCAUAUCAUAUAUCAGUGUGUCAGAAAUUUCCAGAUUAAAACGCCACGCAAACCAUUGUGCGAAGCAGAUUUUGUCAAAAAUCGCAGAAGAUUAAGGCUUAUAUUAAUUACUUAUUAUAUUAAGAGAAAUUAAUUGAGAUGUCUUACUACGCAGUAGCUAAUGGUCGCAAUGUUGGAGUUUAUGAUAAUUGGGAGGAUUGUAAAGAUCAAGUUCAUAGAUAUUCCAAAUGUAAUUUUCGAAAAUUUGAUACACCAGAUCAAGCUUGGGAUUAUGUUGACCAAAAUUCUUCAUCUUCAAGUGGAUACAAAUAUGUUAAUGAUUCAUAUAAUUCGGGCAAUAAAGCUAUAGCUUACAAAAGUGGCAACAAUCAAGUUGCACUAAGAAAUAAUUCUCAAGAGGCAAGAGCUUAUCAACGAACUGAUUACAUGGAAGGACGAAAUGGCGUUGUUGUGCGUGAACGUACUUUCACAAGUGGUCGACAUGGCAAUGGUUAUUUUGUUGAGAAACGCAUACGUACCUACUGGGAAAAAUAAGAUGCUAAAAAAACUUCAUAAUAUACAAAAAAUGCAUAGAUAAGUUUUUUUCAAUAACUUUAAACAUUAAGUUAAUAUUGAUUAAAGCAUGUUUAUUGUAGUUUUACAUACGUACAAGUGAUUGAUAUUAAAUUUUUCUUUUUUUUUGUUUCUUUAA
Nylanderia fulva is the source of this 737-nucleotide messenger RNA. RefSeq lists its product as uncharacterized. Lineage: Eukaryota; Metazoa; Arthropoda; Insecta; Hymenoptera; Formicidae. The record is from RefSeq and is a predicted model, not a curated record.